Molecule: messenger RNA, 927 nt
Organism: Sclerotinia sclerotiorum 1980 UF-70
Lineage: Eukaryota; Fungi; Ascomycota; Leotiomycetes; Helotiales; Sclerotiniaceae
Exons: 2
Coding region: 1-927 (308 amino acids)
Biological process (GO): protein phosphorylation
Molecular function (GO): ATP binding; protein kinase activity
Source: RefSeq, a predicted model, not a curated record
AUGGGUCCGAGUACAGCGACCGUAGUGGAACAUCUUCCUGAAGAAUUACUCAGCAAGAUAGAUCCAAAGAUUUGGUAUCCGAUCUGGAUGGCUAGAUCUAUACUUCAACAAGCUCUUCUAGGUAUUGACUUUCUACAUCAAAUUGGUAUUGUCCAUGGCGAUAUACAACCCGGAAAUCUUCUUUUCCUAGCUACAGAUUUGGCAUCUGUGGAAGAGACUCGUCUUUCACAAAAAGAUGUCAUGCCUGAGUCAAUGGUAUCUAUCGAAAGACAGGAUGGAAAGGUUGAUCGUUGGGCUCCGAAGUAUCUAGUUCUUAAUCAGCCUUUAAUGGAGUUUGUGAAACUAGAUUCUAAUUUCGUCAUUAAAAUCUCAGAUAUGGGUGGAGCAUUUUUUAAAGACAAACCACCAAAACAUCUAGUCACACCAGUUAGUCUUCGCAGUCCCGAAACCAUCCUCAAAGAAGUACCCACUACCAAUCAAGACAUGUGGAGUUUUGGGUGUCUCAUCUUCGAAUUUAUAACCGGAAGACCACUAUUCGUAGUCGAUAACGCCGGCGAUGAAAAUGAAACCAAUGAUGAUCAUUUCCUACAAUUAUUCAGCACACUCGGACCUAUCCCAAUGGAUAUCCUAUCGAAAUGGAGCAGAGCAAAUAUUUACUUUAAUUCUCAUGGUGAAAAUAUUAAAAAUUAUAUUGGGAAUCUUCUAGAGGGAUUUGAUAUGAGUUUACUUGAGGAUCAACCUACGCUAGAAGAACUCUUUGAGCAGUAUAAACCAGUGGGGAUGGAGCGUGAGGAGUCGAGAGAGGUGAUGCGUAUAUUGAGAUGGAUUUUGCAGUAUGAUGCUAGUAAACGACCUUUGUCGAGUGAGCUUUUGAGGGAUCCUUGGUUCGUGAGAGUGGGUGGUGGGAUAUCUGAUUUUGUUGUUUGA